AUGAUUGGCUGGGGCACUUGUGAACCCGAAGUAAAGAUGGCGGGCGGGCAGGCAGCCGCCGCACUGCCCACUUGGAAGAUGGCGGCGCGCCGCAGCCUCAGCUCUCGCGGCCGGGGGACUGUGAUCAUCGGGUUGCGGCUGGAGGACACGAACGACGUGUCGUUCAUGGAAGGGGGGGCGCUGCGGGUGAGCGAGCGGACCCGGGUCAAGCUGCGGGUGUACGGGCAGAACAUCAACAACGAGACAUGGUCCCGCAUUGCUUUCACAGAGCAUGAGCGGCGGCGCCACAGCCCGGGCGAGCGCGGGCUGGGGGGCCCUGCGCCGCCGGAGCCGGACAGCGGCCCCCAGCGCUGCGGCAUCCGCACAUCAGAUAUCAUCAUCUUGCCCCAUAUCAUUCUCAAUCGCCGUACAUCAGGCAUCAUUGAGAUCGAGAUCAAACCGCUGCGCAAGAUGGAGAAGAGCAAGUCCUAUUACCUGUGCACGUCGCUCUCCACGCCAGCCCUGGGCGCCGGCGGCCCGGGGUCUGCGGGUGGCGCCGUCGGGGGCAAGGGCGGCUCCGGGGUGGCCGGGCUCCCGCCGCCCCCGUGGGCCGAGACCACCUGGAUUUAUCACGACGGCGAGGACACAAAGAUGAUCGUGGGGGAGGAGAAGAAGUUCCUGCUGCCUUUCUGGCUGCAGGUGAUCUUCAUUUCGCUGCUUCUGUGCCUAUCGGGCAUGUUCAGCGGCCUCAACCUGGGACUCAUGGCCCUGGACCCGAUGGAGCUGCGCAUCGUGCAGAACUGCGGCACGGAGAAGGAGAAGAAUUACGCCAAGCGCAUCGAGCCCGUGCGCAGGCAGGGCAACUACCUGCUGUGCUCGCUGCUGCUGGGCAACGUGCUGGUCAACACCACGCUCACCAUCCUGCUCGACGACAUAGCUGGCUCAGGCCUCGUGGCGGUGGUGGUCUCCACCAUCGGCAUCGUCAUCUUCGGGGAGAUCGUGCCCCAGGCCAUCUGCUCCCGGCACGGCCUGGCUGUGGGGGCCAACACCAUCUUCCUCACCAAGUUUUUCAUGAUGAUGACCUUCCCCGCCUCUUACCCCGUAAGCAAGCUGCUGGACUGCGUCCUGGGCCAAGAGAUAGGCACCGUCUAUAACCGGGAAAAACUGCUGGAGAUGCUCCGGGUCACAGACCCCUACAACGACCUCGUAAAGGAGGAGCUGAACAUCAUCCAAGGGGCGCUGGAGCUCCGCACGAAGACCGUGGAGGACGUGAUGACUCCCCUCCGGGACUGUUUCAUGAUCACCGGCGAAGCCAUUCUGGACUUCAACACCAUGUCGGAGAUCAUGGAGAGCGGCUACACUCGGAUUCCAGUAUUUGAGGGGGAGCGCUCCAACAUCGUGGACCUCCUCUUUGUCAAAGACUUGGCCUUCGUGGAUCCAGAUGACUGUACUCCCCUGAAAACCAUCACUAAAUUUUAUAACCACCCCUUGCACUUUGUUUUCAAUGACACCAAGUUGGACGCUAUGCUGGAAGAAUUUAAGAAAGGUAAAUCUCACCUGGCUAUUGUGCAGCGAGUAAACAAUGAGGGAGAGGGGGAUCCAUUUUAUGAAGUUCUGGGAAUUGUCACAUUAGAGGAUGUGAUUGAAGAAAUCAUCAAAUCUGAGAUUCUAGAUGAAACAGAUUUAUACACUGAUAACAGAACGAAAAAGAAAGUGGCCCAUCGAGAAAGAAAGCAAGAUUUUUCUGCCUUUAAGCAGACAGACAGCGAGAUGAAGGUUAAAAUAUCACCACAGCUUCUCCUGGCCAUGCACCGUUUCCUAGCAACAGAAGUAGAAGCAUUUAGCCCAUCCCAGAUGUCAGAGAAGAUCCUUCUAAGGCUGCUAAAGCACCCCAAUGUCAUCCAGGAGCUGAAAUAUGAUGAGAAGAACAAGAAAGCCCCAGAAUGUUACCUCUACCAGCGAAACAAACCUGUAGACUACUUCGUCCUCAUCUUGCAGGGGAAAGUGGAAGUAGAAGCUGGGAAAGAAGGUAUGAAGUUUGAAGCCAGUGCUUUUUCAUACUAUGGUGUAAUGGCCCUUACAGCAUCCCCAGUUCCUUUGUCCCUGUCUCGUACCUUUGUUGUCAGCAGAACAGAGUUGUUAGCAGCAGGUUCUCCAGGUGAAAACAAGUCACCUCCUCGCCCAUGCGGCUUGAAUCACUCGGACUCUCUCAGUCGCAGUGACCGGAUCGAUGCGAUAACGCCGACGUUGGGGAGCAGCAACAAUCAGCUCAGCUCUUCAUUCCUCCAAGUCUACAUCCCUGACUACUCGGUGCGAGCCCUCUCUGAUCUCCAGUUUGUUAAGAUCUCAAGACAGCAAUACCAAAAUGCCUUGAUGGCAUCCCGGAUGGACAAAACUCCUCAGUCUUCAGACAGUGAAAACACUAAAAUUGAAUUGACUCUUACGGAGCUGCACGACGGGUUGCCAGACGAGACGGCCAACCUGCUCAAUGAACAGAACUGUGUGACGCACAGCAAGGCCAACCACAGCCUGCACAGCGAAGGCGCCAUCUAGAGCACCGGCCUCGGCCUCCGCGUCUGACCGUGAAUCCCGUUAGUGUGCGCUUGUGUGCCAUGCUGCAUCCUGCACCAUCCUGAGACCAAAGACUUUGUCCCCUUCCUGGAAGCAGCAGAGGAGGCUGGGGAGGGCAGGAAUGGAAACUGGAGAUGUGAAAUCGACAGCCAGGGCGUGGCAUUCGAGAUUAUGGAGAUGAAUUUCUUCCGCCCAAAUGGAAUCGUGGUUAUUUUCUCAGCUGUACCUUCUGUCAUUACCCACUCUCCUCCCUCGAUUUGCAUGAAGUUGAAACUUGUUGCGAUUUACUUUCUUCUGAGAGAUCAUGUUUUUAGAAAGUGUCCUUGGCAGAGUUUUAAAUUGUUCUGUCUGAACUCUGCUGUGACCCCAUGAUGUAACCUUAGAAGGAUGGACUUGUCCCUCCAGUGGCCUUCCUUGGCCCCUGCCCCAGGGAGGGGCACCCUUCCUCUGUGCCCCAGUGGGUGUCGCUGUCGAACUUCAAGGAUGAAUGACACAGACCUGCCCAGGCUGUUGGCUCUGAAGGGUGGAGCCUGCACAGGGACCUGCAGCCUCUCUGAGCUCAGUGUUGUUUUAAGUUAAUGUUUCACGGUGUCCCUUUCCCUCAGAAAGGUUUAACGUUUGCUUGGAAUGUGAUUUUGCUCCCACUCUAAGGAAUUUUUAUCACCAAAAUGAAUGUUAACGGAUUUUAAACCUAUGGUUUAUCUUUGCAAGAGGCGAGGUGGCUUCACCCCAACAUUCCCACAGCCUGGGGCCUCCAGCUCAGCCAGGCCUCUUCCGCCCCAGCUUACUGAGCGCCCGUCACCCACCGCCCCGUCCUUGCUCUUGUUAAUCCACGAUGCUGCUACACAGAUGCCAAAUGGAAAUCUUCCACAGGGCCCUCGAGUAAACUCGUGGUGUGGAGUCCACACUCCUGCCCUUCCCGCUGGGAUGUAUGUCAUUGUCAGAAAAGGAGUCGGACCUUCCAGCUGUGCUCUGUACGCCCUGCCAAGAAGGCACGUCUAGGCCCAUGUGUCUAAAGGAGGAAACACUGGGGACUGCCGGCACCUGCCCCCUUCCCCUGUCCCUGGGCCCGCGGGGCCCAGCAGUGGCUGUGUCCCCGCCUGAGGACCUCUGUGUCUCCCACCUCAGACGUGGCCCACGCCAGAGAGGCUGCCCGUACAGCCAGGGUCAGUUUGGCCCCAAACAGGGAUUCAGAAACCAAA
Molecule: messenger RNA, 3752 nt
Organism: Lipotes vexillifer (Yangtze River dolphin)
Lineage: Eukaryota; Metazoa; Chordata; Mammalia; Artiodactyla; Lipotidae
Gene: CNNM2
Product: cyclin and CBS domain divalent metal cation transport mediator 2
Exons: 9
Coding region: 1-2532 (843 amino acids)
Biological process (GO): magnesium ion homeostasis; transport
Cellular component (GO): plasma membrane
Molecular function (GO): magnesium ion transmembrane transporter activity
Source: RefSeq, a predicted model, not a curated record